This is a messenger RNA of Scophthalmus maximus (turbot), 1604 nucleotides long. Its product is annotated as 4-galactosyl-N-acetylglucosaminide 3-alpha-L-fucosyltransferase 9. Bases 131 to 1216 code for a protein of 361 amino acids. Gene Ontology annotation, cellular component: membrane. The transcript has 2 exons. The record is from RefSeq and is a predicted model, not a curated record. NCBI's taxonomy places the organism in Eukaryota, Metazoa, Chordata, Actinopteri, Pleuronectiformes, Scophthalmidae. Gene Ontology annotation, molecular function: alpha-(1->3)-fucosyltransferase activity.
GCUUUAACGAUGCACUAGCGACAUAUCAUACAACAGGUUUGUCUUGUUGGACUAGGAACAAUGUGUUCAGGUCACAGAAACCUGACAGCUCAACAGAGAGAGACACUCUGCCCUUAAACUCUGAAGAAAGAUGACCAUCUUUUUCAGUAAAGCUUUGUACCUGGUAAUUCUAGCUGCUCUUGGAUUUACCGGCUUGGUAAUGACCUUCUAUUUUUAUUUCAAGUCAUCUCCUUUUUGUCCAUCUACAUCUACAUUAGUUGAUGAAAAAACAGAUGAAGCCACAGAGUCUGCUGAGAAGCCCAUAGUCCUGCUGUGGUUCUGGCCUCUUGGUGUGAGGUUUGAUUUGCAAAUGUGCCCAAGCCACUUCAAUAUUGACAGCUGCAUACUGACUGAUGACAGAUCCACGUACAGCAAAGCAGAAGGAGUCAUUUUCUACCACAAAGAAAUAUCCUGGAGUUUGGACAACCUGCCUCAGGGUCCUCGUCCAACUUUUCAGAAGUGGAUUUGGUACAAUGUGGAAUCUCCCACAAACACAGCAAGGAAACCGGGUUUAGAUAACCUGUUCAACUUAACACUGAGCUACAGACGAGAUUCUGGCAUUGUGGUAAGGAAUGAGGUGACGAUCAAGAAACCAGAGUUGAAGGACGACUUAGUUCUGCCAAAGAAAGACAAACUGGUGUGUUGGAUUGUCAGUAACACUGACCCAUCUACUGGAACAAAUGUGAGAGAAAAAUAUUACCGCGAACUGUCCCAACACAUGAAGAUCAACGUCUUUGGUGCUUUUACAGGGCAAAAGUUAAAAUAUGAAGACUAUUACUCAACCCUAGGUAGUUGUAAGUUUUACCUCUCAUUUGAGAACUCGCUCCACAAAGACUACUUCGUAGAGAAGGUGAACGGGCCCCUCGUAGCAGGGGCGGUCCCUGUGGUUAUGGGUCCACCUAGAGAAAACUACGAGCAGUUCCUUCCCAAUGGCUCCUUCAUUCACGUUGAUGAUUUCCCUGAUGCAAAAUCACUCGCAGAGUUUCUGCAACACCUGGAAAAGGACGAUGAAGCGUACAUGAGUUACUUUGAGUGGAGAAAGUACUACAAAGUCACUCCUCAUCUUUUGUCAACGAAGAAUGAAUUCAUUCAUCCCAUCUGCCUCGCCUGUGACCACAUAUCAAGAGACAAAGGUUACCAUGUUGUUAAUGACCUUUAUGAAUGGUUUUUUACAUGAAACAGUGGCUAUUAGAAAAAAAAACUUCACCUCUGUGUUCUGUUGCGUCUGAUUGAACAGAUGAGGGAAUUUUACCAUUUGGUUUUUUGAUGUGAUUGUUUUGAUUAAUUAAAUAUUUAUCAGUUUCAGUUGAUGUGAAUAAGUGAAUUUUUGGGUACAACUUUAGCAUAUGAAAGAAAAUUAUAGCUAUGUUGUUUUACAGAAAAAUUCCAAUAUCCAUUGGAAACUGGGCUUUCAUAUGCCGGUUGUUUAUGUAUUGCCCAGAUAAUCCAUUUGCUUAGAUUUUUCUGUCAUGUCAUGCUUUCUUUUAGUGUUUCUUCCAUAUUCAACAGGGAUAUUUAUACAAAUCAGCAUAGCUGUUCAUGAACAAUAAACAGUGUGUGAGGGA